Homarus americanus (American lobster) is the source of this 402-nucleotide messenger RNA. RefSeq names its product proline-rich proteoglycan 2-like. NCBI's taxonomy places the organism in Eukaryota, Metazoa, Arthropoda, Malacostraca, Decapoda, Nephropidae. The record is from RefSeq and is a predicted model, not a curated record. The transcript has a single exon. The coding region runs from base 1 to 402 and encodes 133 amino acids.
AUGCCCCUGGAGGCUCCUCCGCCUCUGGGAGGUCCACUGAGGGCCCUGUUGCCCCUGGGAGGGUCCCUUGGGGCACCACCGCCCCAUAAAUGGUCCCCUGCGGCGCCACCGCCCCAGGAUGGGCCCCUGGGAGUACCAUCACCCCUGGGAUACCCACUGACGGCGCCACCGCUCUUGGGAAGGCCCCUGGGGGCGCCACAGCCCCUGGGAGGACCCCUAGAAGCGCCACCACCCCUAAGGCGAGCCUCUGGGGGCGCCGUCGCACCUGGGAGUUCCCUUCGGGGCACCACUGCCGCCCCUGGGGGCGUCACCGUUCCUUGGAGGGCCCCUGUCGGCGCCACCGCCUCUGGCAGGGCCCUAGGAGGGCCCCCGGGUGCGCCACCGCCCCUGCGAGGACCCUGA